AUGGAGGGAUCCGGAACAUACCCUCUCCUUGAAGAUCCAGGGAAGUUUCUACAAUACUCACAAGACAAGACCAGCCAUCACAGAAGUUUGACAGCUCAUGGUAGUGCUCCACUGCCAUCAUCGGCAACGCUUCAGCAGCAUCCAGUGGACCGUCCCCUCUAUGCUCAUUCAUUGCUGUCAACAAGUGGUGGCAAACUCAUCAGCUGUAGGGAAGAUAAUCAGUGUCCUCGUCCUGCUGACAAAUCUUUAGAUACAUUGCCUCAUCACCAUAAUCAGUUCUUGGAGUUUCCACCUAUACCAACACAGUCUUUUACUCAUCAAUCUCCACAUCAUGAGCCUCAGUCUUUUGAGGUAGUUUCUCAGUGUCUAAAUGUACAACCUUUGGAGACAAUACUUCCACCUGGCAAAUACCAGCAAGCAAAAUCUUCAAGUGAAGAUAAAAUGUUUGAUUGUCCCUACUGCAACGCUGGUUUUAAAGGAAGGAUGGCAAUUGAAAAACAUGAUGGACGGGAGGGUACAGAGGCUCACCUGCGUUCCGUGGGACACCACGAUCUGGACCGUUCCGUACUGCUCGGCAGCGACCAGCAAGGGCCAGAAAAUGUGGGCCUUCCGGUGACAGAGUCAGUGUACGGUGCCACUAACUUGCUAACCAGAAAGAUCGAUGAAGGGUCUGUUAAUCCCCCCGUGCUUGUUCAAGGAGAGUCUAGGGGUCACUACCAGAAGGGAAGUCCGGACGCGACUCAGAAAUCUGGUCCGAGAGAUUCGAGAAAGGGCGAAUUCAGUCAGACAGUUUCCUCCGAUCUCGACGUUUUCGGAACUUCAGAAUCCAGCGAUGAUAUAAUUUUCGAGGGGUCGACGUUGGGAGACAGUUCUCAAGAGCUGACGGUUUUGGGCGCGAAUCCCCUUUCGUCAGUUGCAGGGUCUUCGUCCCAGCAAGCGUCCACAGGAACGAGCGAACCUGCAGACGAACGCUUACCGGGGUCAGACUACUCAGCAACUGACCAGCAGCAAUGGAAGCAGCUUUUUGGCUAUGAUGCCAGCACCAGCAGGUACGUCUGUCAGUGGUGUGGCAGGAACUUCGACAGGAUCUCCAACCUCAAACGCCACGUGCUGCUUCACUCUGGGAUCAAGCCUUUCAAAUGCCUCUACUGCAACUAUCGGGCAACUCAGAAGGCCAAUGUCGUGCAGCAUGUCGCGAGCCGACACCGGGACGAGAUGAGAGCCCUGUUGAACAACAACAUCAACGUAAACGACAUGCUCGUGCCCACUCCUGGAAUGAAGAGCUGA
Macrobrachium nipponense is the source of this 1287-nucleotide messenger RNA. RefSeq names its product zinc finger protein 219-like. The record is from RefSeq and is a predicted model, not a curated record. NCBI's taxonomy places the organism in Eukaryota, Metazoa, Arthropoda, Malacostraca, Decapoda, Palaemonidae. Gene Ontology annotation, molecular function: DNA-binding transcription factor activity, RNA polymerase II-specific; RNA polymerase II cis-regulatory region sequence-specific DNA binding. The transcript has 3 exons. Gene Ontology annotation, biological process: regulation of DNA-templated transcription. The coding region runs from base 1 to 1287 and encodes 428 amino acids.